CCUUCUGUUGGGGAGAUUGAGGGUGAGUAUUGGCGUAUAGUGGAGCAACCCACUGAGGAGGUAGAGAUAUACUACGGGGCUGAUUUGGAAACUGGAACAUUUGGAAGUGGGUUUCCUAAGGCGUCAACAAUGGUAGCUGAUAAUGAUUCUGAUAAAUAUGCUAGUUCAGGCUGGAACCUGAAUAACUUGCCGCGCCUACCUGGUUCUGUGCUCUGUUUCGAAGGAUGUGAUAUCUCAGGAGUUCUAGUACCAUGGCUCUAUGUUGGGAUGUGCUUUUCAUCAUUUUGUUGGCACGUUGAAGAUCAUCACUUGUAUUCACUGAACUAUCUCCACUGGGGUGCCCCAAAAGUCUGGUAUGGAGUCCCCGGAAACCAUGCUUCUUCUUUGGAGAAUGCUAUGAAGAAGCAUUUACCAGAUCUAUUUGAAGAACAACCAGAUUUACUUCAUGAACUGGUCACUCAGUUAUCUCCUUCAGUUCUGAAAGAUGAGGAUGUACCAGUCUGCCGAGCUGUCCAGCAGCCUGGGGAGUUUGUUCUUACCUUCCCAAGGGCAUACCAUUCUGGAUUUAAUUGUGGUUUUAACUGUGCCGAGGCUGUAAAUGUAGCCCCUGUUGAUUGGUUAGCACAUGGACAGAAUGCAGUGGAACUUUACAGCAAGCAGCAUCGCAAGUCAUCUAUAUCCCAUGACAAGCUGCUGCUGGGAGCAGCUAGAGAAGCUGUCCAGGCCUUUGGGGAGUUGACUUUUCUAGGAAAUGAAACCCCACAAAAUUUGAGGUGGAAAAGUGUGUGUGGAAAGGAUGGAAUACUUACGGAGACAGUUAAGGCACGAGUCCAGAUGGAGGAGGACAGAAUGAAGGAUCUUUCAACUGGUUUGAAGUUGGUAAAGAUGGCAGAAGACUUUGACUCGAAUAAUGAAAAGGAAUGUUUCUCAUGCUUCUAUGAUUUGCAUCUAUCUGCUGCCAGCUGCAAGUGUUCACCUGACAGAUAUGCAUGUCUUCAACAUGUAAGCCUCCUUUGUUCGUGUGAAGAAGAGAACAGAUUUAUCCUCCAUCGUUAUACCAUGAGGGAAUUACACUUACUAGUUGAAGCAUUGGAAGGAGAAACUGAAGCUAUAAAAACAUGGAUAUCCAUAAACCUUGGAUCAGAUUUUGUUGAUGACGAUGAUGCUUCUAACAACCAUGUUUCAUCAGAAGUAACCCAGUCAGAGUCCGAACAUGUGGAUUUUAUUCCUGGUAAUAGCUUAAAUGAUGAUCCAGUCAUGAUGAAGGAAGUGAUGCCAAACAAGAAAAUGAAAUCAAUGCAGGAGGAUCAUCUUGAUUUGAAUCUUGAUUUCACAUCUUCUGGUCAUGGACAGAGCAUUGUGCAUUCAUCCAAUGAUUGUGUUAACGAACCUGGCAAGAACAUGGGAGACAUGCAUAACUUUAAGCAAUCAGAUGCACCAAGAGAAGAAGGUAUAAUGCAAGAUGGAAGUGGUUGUAGUUCCUCUGAGUCGCCAGAAUUCACAAACUCACUUCCAAAUUCUGAACUGCCAUCGAAAUCUGUUUCCGAACAAAAUAUUUCAAUAAAAAAAACAGGUUCUUAUGUGGAGCUUGUAGAUGUUGGUUCUCUUAUGAUUGGAAAGCUAUGGUGCAGCAAGCAGGCUAUCUUUCCAAAGGGAUUCAAAAGCCGUGUUGAGUUCUUUAGUGUGCUUAAUCCGAAAAAAGUUUGCAGCUACACUUCCGAAGUCCUAGAUGCUGGGUUUCUUGGCCCCCUAUUUAAGGUCACUUUGGAAGGAUGCCCUACCGAAAGCUUUUCAAAUGUUUCAGCAGAGAAGUGCUGGGAAAUGGUGUUGCAGCGACUUAGUCAAGAAAUUAAAAGACAAAGAGGAGGAGGAGAAGGUGGAUUUCCUGAUUUGGAGCCUUUUCAAGAAAUUAAUGGGCUUGAAAUGUUUGGUUUUCUGUCCUCGGAUAUAAUUCAGGCUAUUGAGGCUCUUGAUCUGAAUCAUCAGUUGGUUGAGUACUGGGAUCACAAGCACAGAACUUCAGGUAGUACUAGUGAAACUAAAUCCCUACCCGAUUCUAGUUGCUCCUCAGAGGGAAAGAAGGCAAAACUUUUUGGCGUUGAUCUGACAAAGCUGGACCAGAACAAUGAAUCUGUCACAACUGAUCUGGCAAUGUGUCCCCAGAAUAUUCAAUCAAUCGGCUUUCAUCUGACGAGGCCUUGCCAGAAUGAUCAAUCUGCCGACCAGGACAAUCAAUCGGAUGAAGGAGGCCAGCAAUUAGCCAAUGAAGAGAAGAUACAAGUGGGGAUUCGGGGUCUAAUGAAAAAAGCCACUUCAGAAGAGUUAGAGGUGAUGCAUAAGGUUCUGUCAAGUGAGGCACAAAGCAGCGAACGGAGAUUAGCAUUUGCUAUGUUGGCGGACGAGAUCCAUAAACCAUGUAGAUAAAUGCAGCAGGAUGGAAAGGAAAUAAAGAACACAGGUUCCGUCAUUCUUUUCUCAUUCUUCUUCCAUUUGCGCCAGUCCAUUAAUCCCAUUCUUUCCUUUGAUGAUCCCUAGACAAAGAUAGAAAAACGAGUCAGUCAGCGCACACAUUUUGGAACGUGCCAGUUAGAAAUUACAGAGAUGGAGAUGCCGUUAACCAAUACAUAAGGCAGCUUUAUGUAAAUCAGCAGUUAGUUUACUAACAUCAUUUGGAUGUUGUUUUUCGGACAUGUUUUGCCUCCUCUCUGUUUGAAUAAAUUCUGGUAGUCAUUUAAAGUAUGAUCAGAGGUUGUGUACCCAAACAAAUUUCUUCAGGUACAAGGAAAGCUUAUAUAUAUUAAAUCUAUACAUAUGGAAAAAAGAAAGCAGGUGGAAAUUUUGUGGUCA
This is a messenger RNA of Carica papaya (papaya), 2847 nucleotides long. Lineage: Eukaryota; Viridiplantae; Streptophyta; Magnoliopsida; Brassicales; Caricaceae. The record is from RefSeq and is a predicted model, not a curated record.